CUAGUUUCACCAUAUUUUGAUCACGUGGUUGACCCCACAAUGCAGUUCGUAUUUCAACUUUCUGUGCAUCUUCCGCCUCGGCGUUUUACCAUACCGUAUGGAUAACUCCCGAGGUACGAUGUAAACAAGUAAAACGGGAUUUUGUGGUUGAUGUGAAUGCGAGGUAUUUAAUCACUCAUGGCAGUGACUGAUGUAGUUCGCAUCUGUUGUGCGAUACAUGGGUUGAAUUUACAUACUGCCGAGAUUAACUGACAUUGUGACGAUUUAUCUCGACCAUUGAAGGAAAAUCGGGAAGUAGGAAGCACACGGCGGCGUCAACUAAACACUCGAACGGGAGUGGGUCGAGGGCACGCACCGGGCCAGUCUGGUUACAAUAAUGUGGAGCAGUAUUUUGGCGGUGUCUGCAAUCUUUGCAGCCAUAUUUCUUGAAAGCUCAGCAGAGCUUAAGGGACAUUUGAAACCCCUCGGGAGCCAUCAGGAUCCAGUUGGAGGAAUUCCGGUCACAGGAAAGUUUCCCUCCCCUUGGGUCUUCUACCAGGAAUUUGUGUUGCCCGGGAAACCUCUGGUGAUGAAGAAAGUUUUGGAGAAGGAUAACAUUCCAGCCUAUCACCUUUGGACCGAUGACUACCUUAGGAAAAGCUUUGGACAAACUGAUGUGGAAGUUGAGAUGGGUAAAAAAGAGAGGAGGAGUGAUGGGGGAUUAAAGAAUAUGACAUUCUCAAAAUUCCUUCAUCUGUAUCAAACUGAGGACAUCUACCAAGUCUUUGAUAUUACUCAGGACAUGAAAAAAGAUCUAAACCUGCCACUGAGUCUUCAAUGUGGUGGCUUCCAGAACCUGCAGGAAACAGUGGUUUUAUGGUUCAGUAGUGGUGGCACCAAGUCUCACCUCCAUCGCGACAUGCUGGACAACAUAAACUGUCUGCUUGAUGGAAAGAAAGAAAUUAUCUUUAUUGAUAAGAAAUAUGAGAAGCUUGUAAUGGUGGAUGGAUGGGUACGAGAGGGUGGAUAUAGCAUGGUGGAUGUGGAGUCGGUGGAUAUGACGAAGUUUCCUCAGCUACAGAAUGUCCCGUAUAACAGGAUAACCAUCAGCAAAGGAGACUGUAUCUUCAUCCCAUUCAAAUGGUUUCACUAUGUUGAUUCUAAACCAGGCAGGAAUAUGGCCGUCAAUUUCUGGUUCUACCACCUGCCCUGGUUUAACAGUUCCGACUGCGAUGGAGUGGAUCCGUAUCAGAACUCUAGUGUGCCCCUGUCUUCUGUGAAGACACCAGAUCCAGACUCGGAUACAAGGAUGCUGUUUUUACAACUAUUUGGGGAUAUUAAGAGUUUCUACAAAAGAUCAUUUGGUGAUUACAUUCAGCGUGAAAUUCCAUCAAUAACAUCCAAAGAUGUUGAGAGUCUAAACGAAGUAUUUUCCAUAUUUGAUGUGAAUGGUAAUAAUGUACUGACAUGGGAUGAACUAAUGACAAUCGACAUUGCGUCCGCCAUGGAUAAAUUUCCUGAACUCUUUGAGAAGAUCCUCCUUAAUGUCACAGAUGGGCGUGACCCAAAUGAUGAACUCAGGGAAGACCCAGAGCCAAUCAUAUUACAGGAGGAAGAGAGUCAACAUGAAGAAGUUCAAAGGGCAAAUGAAGACCAAUCAUCAAAGAUCAAAACGCCUGACGACCUUGAGAAGGAGAAAUUGAUAGAGAUAGCUGAUGAUGGGAACUUAGUUAUGGAGGAGGAACCAGUUAGAAACCAUCACGAGGAACUUUGAUAGAAAGAAGCUCAAACAGGCUAACUUACACAGUGCCUUCAAUUUACUUUACAUUCCAUAUAUUUACAUGUAUUAUGUUCCCUUUACAUUCCAUAUACAUGUAUAUGCACAUUCCAUAUAUAUGCACAUUCAAUUUCAAUGUUCAUUCCAUGUCAUUUGUAUGCCGACCUUAAAGUAAAGACAUCUUUUUCAAUGUUCAUUACACCUCAUCAGGUUUAGUCACUAGUUUCAAAAUACUCAUGGAUGUUAUGUGAGAGAAAAUGUACUAGUUGCUUCUCUUAUUACAUGAAAUACUGCAUACCGGUAGUAAAUUUUGUAGAUGAUUACAUUAUUUCAGGCUUUCUUCCUUAUUGAUAUUCCAUGUGCCUAAACAACACGGAGCUACUUUUUGCAGUGCAAGGUUGUUUUGUUUCUUUUGGUGGUUUUUCCUUUUUUGUUUUGUUUGGGUU
This is a messenger RNA of Magallana angulata, 2202 nucleotides long. Its product is annotated as bifunctional peptidase and arginyl-hydroxylase JMJD5-like. The record is from RefSeq and is a predicted model, not a curated record. NCBI's taxonomy places the organism in Eukaryota, Metazoa, Mollusca, Bivalvia, Ostreida, Ostreidae. Gene Ontology annotation, molecular function: calcium ion binding; 2-oxoglutarate-dependent dioxygenase activity. The coding region runs from base 377 to 1753 and encodes 458 amino acids. The transcript is spliced from 8 exons.